Acanthisitta chloris (rifleman) is the source of this 1652-nucleotide messenger RNA. RefSeq names its product SMAD family member 9 (gene SMAD9). Gene Ontology annotation, biological process: SMAD protein signal transduction; regulation of transcription by RNA polymerase II; cell differentiation. The transcript has 6 exons. Gene Ontology annotation, cellular component: heteromeric SMAD protein complex. The record is from RefSeq and is a predicted model, not a curated record. NCBI's taxonomy places the organism in Eukaryota, Metazoa, Chordata, Aves, Passeriformes, Acanthisittidae. Bases 210 to 1640 code for a protein of 476 amino acids. Gene Ontology annotation, molecular function: RNA polymerase II cis-regulatory region sequence-specific DNA binding; I-SMAD binding; DNA-binding transcription factor activity, RNA polymerase II-specific.
UCAGCAGUUUCAUGAUAUUUGGAAAGUUCUGAGACCCACCCUCUUGGACUACUUGUAACCAGUGCCCAAGACUGCAAAAAUAUAAGUGUGGAAGAACCUUUUCUUGAAGGAAGUGGCUAUCACAAUACUGUGGAAACUCCGUGCAGGCCUUGCAAGGCAGGAAAGCAGUUUGUGCUUCCGUUGACGCUCGUGUGUAAUCUCUGCUUCUUAUGCACUCCAGCACCCCAAUCAGCUCCUUGUUCUCCUUCACCAGCCCUGCAGUGAAAAGGCUGCUGGGCUGGAAACAAGGAGAUGAAGAAGAAAAGUGGGCAGAAAAAGCUGUUGAUUCCUUGGUGAAGAAGUUAAAGAAGAAAAAAGGUGCCAUGGAAGAACUGGAAAGGGCUCUGAGCUGCCCAGGGCAGCCCAGUAAAUGUGUGACGAUCCCACGUUCCUUGGAUGGGCGGCUGCAGGUGUCUCACCGCAAGGGGCUUCCCCACGUCAUAUACUGCAGAGUGUGGCGCUGGCCUGAUUUACAAUCUCACCAUGAGUUGAAACCACUGGAAUGUUGUGAGUUCCCCUUUGGCUCAAAACAGAAAGAAGUGUGCAUUAACCCCUACCAUUAUCGUCGGGUGGAAACCCCAGUCCUACCUCCUGUACUCGUUCCAAGACACAGUGAGUUUAACCCUCACCUCAGCCUCCUCGCCAAGUUUCGAAACACUUCUCUGCACAGUGAGCCACUGAUGCCACACAAUGCCACCUAUCCUGAUUCUUUCCAGCAUCCUCCAUGCACCCCUUUUCCAUCAUCACCCAGCCACAUGUUCUCCCAGUCGCCUAACAGCAUCAGCUACCCCAACUCACCAGAAAGCUCUUCUGGACCAGGAAGUCCCUAUCAGCUCAUGGUGGAAACUCCACCCCCGCCCUACCAUGCAAGAGAACCUCCAGGAAUCCACAAUGGACGGUCAAUGGAUGCAAUAGCUGAAAGUCAACUAGUGCUGUCUUUGCCCAACGGAGGUAAAUCUGCCGAUGGAGAAGCUGAAAACUUUCGGCCUGUUUGUUAUGAGGAACCCCAACACUGGUGCUCAGUUGCGUACUAUGAACUCAACAACCGCGUAGGGGAAACUUUCCAGGCUUCCUCUCGAAGUAUCCUUAUAGAUGGAUUUACAGAUCCCUCAAAUAAUAAAAACAGGUUCUGCCUGGGUCUACUCUCAAAUGUAAACCGCAACUCUACUAUAGAAAACACCAGAAGACACAUAGGAAAAGGUGUUCAUCUUUACUAUGUUGGUGGGGAAGUUUAUGCUGAAUGUGUCAGUGACAGCAGUAUUUUUGUGCAAAGCCGCAACUGUAACUACCAGCAUGGUUUCCACCCAGCCACUGUCUGCAAGAUCCCCAGUGGCUGCAGCCUCAAGAUCUUCAACAACCAGCUCUUCGCCCAGCUGCUUGCCCAGUCAGUCAAUCAUGGUUUCGAAGUGGUGUAUGAGCUGACCAAGAUGUGUACUAUUCGAAUGAGCUUUGUUAAAGGCUGGGGAGCAGAGUAUCAUCGCCAAGAUGUUACAAGCACACCCUGCUGGAUUGAGAUCCACCUGCAUGGACCAUUGCAAUGGCUGGAUAAGGUGCUGACACAGAUGGGCUCACCUCACAACCCCAUCUCCUCAGUCUCUUAAGAAUCAUCUCUA